CGCUCUUUGUUUCAGACAUGCGUGUGCGGGCUAGUGUAUAUGACCAGCACCAUCGUAUAUGAUGUCGGACCUCAUAUUUUCAGCAACAAGUGGCUUUUGUUUGGUACAAGCACAACGCAAAUCAAAAUUCCAUUUAGAUAUAUGAUUUUCCACAUGGACGAUAAAUAUUCUGACAAAAUUUCAGCUACUGUUUUCUUGCUAAUUUUUGAGUGGAAGCGUGCUAUAUAUGAAAUUUGA
Gongylonema pulchrum is the source of this 237-nucleotide messenger RNA. The record is from the annotation of a GenBank genome assembly. NCBI's taxonomy places the organism in Eukaryota, Metazoa, Nematoda, Chromadorea, Rhabditida, Gongylonematidae.